AUGGCGGUGGGCGGAGCUGGGGCGGCGAUGGCGGGCGUCCAGGCGGGAGCCGCGCGAUCCCGAUCGCUGUUCCUGUGGGAUGACGGGCAUCCUAUGAGGUUCUACCUGCGGCCCGGCCUGGCCAAGCUGCGCCUGGCGCCCCUAGUGCUAGCGGGCGGCGGGCGGCUGUGUCGGGUGCAGGAGCCGGGGGCCGUGCUCCUGGCGCAGCCCGGCGAGGUGGCUCCCGACGGGGCCGUCUCAAUCGAGUACGUGGCGGAGUGCGUGAAGCGCAAUCAGCGGCUGCCGCUGGAACCCUUCCUGCUGGCAGCCCGCGGCCGUCUGGCUUUCACGGAGGCGGAGGAUGCGGCGCUGCUCCAGGCGGUGCGCGGCCAGGGCAUGGUGCGGGUGAGCGGCCGUGCGCUGUGGAUGGAACUGGAGCGGAGCGGCCUGACGCGGCACAGCUGGCAGGCCAUGCGUGACCGCUACCUGCGGCACCUGCUGCCGCGGCUCUGGGAGCCCCCGCAGACGGAGGAUCCCAUGCAGAUCAGGGGUCUGUUCGCGGCAGCUAAUCGGGAGUUCGAAAGCACAGAGUCAGAAAGUGACUCUUCAGAUGUUGCAGAACUUCCUACACAAGAUGGAGUGAGAAGGUCCCCAGGAGAAACAGCAUCUGAGCUAAAAAUUGGGCCAGAGGACUCUGCUUUCCCUGACAUUCAAUUACAAAGGCAAGAAAGACCAAAAAGCACUUGUUCUUCUUCGAAUGUGGUGGAACAGGUAGUAAAAACUAUGGAGCACUUCAUGGAGAAGUUUGCUGUGGACCUGCUCACUGUUACACAGGCCUUUCUGAAAAACAGCGGUGACGUGGAAGCUACUUCAUACUUUCUGCAGACAGGGCAGCGCUUGGAUGGGUACCCUGUAUGGAGCAGAGAAGAUGAUUUAGAAUUGCAAAAGGAUGAUGAACAUGUCAGAAAUAAAUUGAUGGCCAAAUUUGGAGCUGAAAAUGUAGCAAAGCGGAUAGUGUUUAGGGAGAGUUAACAAGAGGACGUUACUGAUCUACUACAGUUGCAUAAACGUAAUAGUCAUUUCAGAAACACAGUGGAAAAUUUGAUCAAAGUUUCAGAAAUGCUUUAAUUUUUUUUGUAUUAAAAGGCCUAUUUUGCAUCUCUGCAGAUCUAAGAGAUGCAGCUGCUUUAAUCAAAGUAAAGCUUAUACCAGGCCGUAUAUAUUCUAGUUGGGAAAAGUAGACCAGCUUCAGGGCUAUGAGUAAUAGUUGAAGUAGGAAAUGAAAGUGAAGAGGGAAUGAUCAGAGGUUAUGUAUCUAUCACCUAAAUUGUGUUUGAGAGAGAACACUAUUGCUGGGAUACAGUCAUAAUCUGAAAAACUCAGUACUUUUAGCCUGAAAUUGUGCUCUGGUUACUUACCUUAAUAUUAUUUGAAGUGUGUCCUAAAAAUCUGGAAUUCAUUCUUUUGGUGAAAUAAAAUGGGCUGGUAAAGGCGAAUUUUUUUUUUUUAACCUCUCUAAAUAGUUAACAUUUUGGGGUUUUAGCAUAUUGCACUGUGGCACUCAGAAAAUUAAGGUGAAAUGUGAAAUGGCUGAUGUUAAGCCAAAUUAAAAUUAUACUGAAAAUAAAAAACUAUAUAAUGAGACUGCUGCUUCAGGAAGCCACUGUAACACCUACUGAUUAUUCAAGGAGUUAACCAAUGUAACCAAAUAAAUGCUAAAACGGCACUACACAGUGUUUAACUGGACUGAAAAAGUGAGAAUUAUUUGGCACAGUCAUGCUAUUCAGACUUUGAACAGUUAUUUGAGAUUUGUGUGGAAGCCAGACAAGCACUUAAGGAGAGAGUGCAAGAGAAUAUACCUAAUAAAGUAAUUGUGUUUUACAUUA
Vidua macroura (Pin-tailed whydah) is the source of this 1865-nucleotide messenger RNA. RefSeq names its product TERF2 interacting protein (gene TERF2IP). Lineage: Eukaryota; Metazoa; Chordata; Aves; Passeriformes; Viduidae. The coding region runs from base 1 to 1011 and encodes 336 amino acids. The transcript has 3 exons. Gene Ontology annotation, cellular component: shelterin complex. Gene Ontology annotation, biological process: telomere maintenance via telomere lengthening; regulation of DNA-templated transcription. The record is from RefSeq and is a predicted model, not a curated record. Gene Ontology annotation, molecular function: telomeric repeat DNA binding.